Messenger RNA from Phialemonium atrogriseum, 6951 nucleotides. RefSeq names its product polyketide synthase. Gene Ontology annotation, biological process: fatty acid biosynthetic process; secondary metabolite biosynthetic process. Gene Ontology annotation, molecular function: oxidoreductase activity; phosphopantetheine binding; fatty acid synthase activity. The coding region runs from base 1 to 6951 and encodes 2316 amino acids. The record is from RefSeq and is a predicted model, not a curated record. The transcript is spliced from 8 exons. NCBI's taxonomy places the organism in Eukaryota, Fungi, Ascomycota, Sordariomycetes, Cephalothecales, Cephalothecaceae.
AUGGCACCCAUUGCCGUCACCCCGGACAACAGCAGUCCCAAUGGGAAUGGAGUGAAUGGGUACUUUAACGGUCUCUCCAACGGUGUCUCCAAUGGUCUCUCCAACGGUCUCUCCAAUGGUCUCUCCAACGGCCAUCGCGAUGGUGCUACGAACGGGCUCACCAAUGGCCACGCCAAUGGGCACGCUAACGGCCGCACCGUGAACGGCGCGACCAAUGGGUUCGCCAACGGCCACGCAAAUGGCGUCAAUGGCGCCAAUGGAUACUCGAAUGGCCAUACCAAUGGCCAUGCGAAUGGCCAUGCCAACGGCAAUACCAACGGCAAUGCCAACGGCAAUGCCAACGGCCACCAUGCCUCGCCUCCGCCGCCUCAGAAGCCGAUGCCGAUUGCCAUUGUUGGCAUGGCCUGCCGCCUUCCAGGCAGCGUCGCAACGCCUACCGAGUUCUGGGAGCUCUGCACUCGGGCUCGCACUGGCUGGUCUGAAAUCCCCAAGGAGCGAUUCAACAACAGCAGCUUCUACCACCCCAACGCCGGGAAGGGCGGCUGCCAGAACGCUGUUGGCGGUAACUUCCUCAAUGUCGACCUUGCUGCUUUCGACGCUCCGUUCUUUGGCCUCACUGAGAAGGAGGCCAUCUCCAUGGACCCCCAGCAGCGUCUCCUGCUCGAAUGCACUUUCGAGGCUCUUGAGAGUGCCGGUAUUCCGAAGCACACCAUCGUGGGCAAGGAUGUGGGAGUCUUCGUUGGCGGUUCCUUCCCGGAGUACGAGUCACACCUCUUUCGAGACUCUGAUGCCAUCCCCAUGCAUCAAGCAACAGGGUGCGCCUACGCGAUGCAGUCCAACCGGAUUUCGCAUUUCUUCGACCUGAGGGGUCCUAGUUUCACUUCAGACACUGCAUGCUCGUCUAGCAUGGUCGCAUUGCACCUGGCUUGCCAGAGCAUACGCACCGGGGAAUCCAGCACUGCCCUGGUCGGAGGCUGCCAUCUCAACAUGCUACCGGAGUUCUGGAUUUCCUUCUCAACCUGCAGAUUGCUUUCGGAUUCUGGCCGAUCCAUUUCUUUCGACGAUAGAGGCACCGGUUUUGGCCGUGGAGAAGGCUGCGGCAUGAUUGUCCUGAAGCCACUGGACCAGGCUAUUAGGGACAAUGACCCAAUCCGAGCUGUUAUUGCCGCCAGCGGUAUCAACCAGGACGGCAAGACGCCUGGCAUCACGAUGCCGAGCGGGGAAGCCCAAGAGGCGCUCAUGCGUCAGGUAUAUGGAAAUGCGGGCUUGAACCCUGCCGAUUGUGGGUUUGUCGAGGCCCACGGCACCGGCACCCGUGUUGGUGACCCCAUCGAGGCCACCGCCAUUCACAACUACCUGGGCAAAGGUCGGACAGCGAGAGACCCGCUCUUCCUGGGCUCGGUCAAGUCUAAUAUCGGCCAUUUGGAGGGUGCUUCAGGCAUUGUCGCGGUCAUCAAAGCGGCACUGAUGCUCGAGCGGGGCUUCAUCCUCCCCAACUACGACUUCAAGCAACCGAACCCCAAAAUCCCAUGGAAGGAAUGGCACUUCAAGGUCCCCACGGGGCAGCGACCGUGGCCCCGGAAUAAGAAAUACGUCAGUGUCAACAACUUCGGGUUCGGAGGCACCAACGGCCACGUCGUCCUCGAGGCCUCGCCCUUCCGUGGCCAGCGAGCGCCGGGCCCAGGCGACGAAACUCCACCUCCCGAGAAGGCGGCCUCGCAAGGACGCAAGCUGUACGUGCUGACUGCCAACGACAAGACAGCACUGUCCCAGCUCAUGAAGGAUAUCGUCGUCUACCUCGAGCAGCGACCUGAAAUCUUCCAGAUGGAUCUGAUGAGCAACAUUGCCUACACCCUCGGUCAGCGGCGGUCUCAUCUGCAGUGGAGGGUCGCCAUCGCAGCCCUGAACUCGUUCGAGCUCAUUCAGGAGAUGAACGGUGAAAAGCUUGUGCCAGGGAAGGACAUGAGUCCUCUGAGACUAGGCUUCAUCUUUACUGGCCAGGGUGCUCAGUGGAAUGCCAUGGGCCGCGAGCUCUAUGACCAAUACCCCGUUUUCACGGACAGCCUUGACCGCGCCGACCGGUGUCUGAAAGACCUUGGCGCAGAAUGGUCGCUUAUCGAGGAGCUCGGGAGGGAUGCCGAGACAUCCAAGGUCAACGAGGCCCACAUCAGUCAGCCAUCCUGCACGGCCAUCCAAGUAGCCUUGGUCGACCUCAUACAGUCGUGGGGCAUCCACCCUACCGCCGUGGCUGGACACUCCAGUGGCGAAAUCGGAGCUGCUUACGCCGCCGGAAUCAUCACUUUCGAGGCCGCCAUGGCUGUUGCCUACCACCGGGGCAGACUCAUCCCGAUCCUGAAAAAGAAGUUCCCAGACCUCCAAGGCCGCAUGAUGGCUAUUGGUGGCACCAAGGAAGAGGUCUCUCCGCUCAUCGAAAGCCUGACCGCAAAGGAAGCCAGGAUUGCCUGCUUCAACAGUCCUUCCAGUCUGACCAUUUCUGGAGACGAGCCUGCUAUUGCUGAGCUUGAGAAGUUAGCCGAGGAAAAGCAGAUGUUCAACCGCCGGCUGAUGGUCGACGUUGCCUACCAUUCGCAUCACAUGAAUCUGGUUGCCAAGGAGUACCGGGCGUCGAUUGCAAAGCUCGAUGCUCCGCUUCAGACCAAUGUGAAGUUCCACUCCUCCCUCUAUGGCAACAGAGUAGAAGGGACCGAGCUGCAGCCAAAUUACUGGGUCGACAAUCUCACAUGCCCCGUCCGGUUCUCCGAGGCACUUCAGAGCAUGCUCGAGCCGGACGGAGAGCAUGCGACAGGCGUCAACAUGCUCAUCGAGAUCGGCCCGCAUUCCGCUCUUCAAGGGCCCAUCAAGCAGAUUCUCAAGGCCGUCGGUGGCAAUGCGCCCAAGAUACCGUAUGCCUCUGCGCUUGCUAGGAAGAAGGACGCGGUGCAAACUGCGCUCGAGCUUGCAGCGAGCCUCGUCACGAAAGGGGCAGCCCUCGAUUUCGCGGCGAUCAACUUCCCAAAGCCUUCGAAGGAUCCCCAGUUGUUGACGGAUCUGCCUCGAUACCCCUGGAAUUACCAGUCCAAAUACUGGCUCGAGUCCCGCAUGACGCAAAAGCACAAGUUCCGAGAGGCUCCACGGAGCGACAUGAUCGGAACGCUCGCCAACUAUUCCAACGACCUAGAGCCGACGUGGAGAAACAUUGUUCGCCUCGACGAUCUCCCGUGGCUGCAGCACCACAAGAUCCAGUCCCUCACGAUAUUCCCUUUGUCCGGUUUUGUUACCAUGGCCCUUGAAGCCGCCGCUCAGCGAGCCUCGACCAAGGCCUUGGAGUUUGACAAUUUCGAGCUGAAGGACGUGUCUAUCACCAAGCCCCUGGUGAUCCCUGACAAGGAUCUCGAGAUGACCAUCACCCUCCGCCCCCACCAAGAAGGCACACUUGUCUCCUCUGACGCCUGGGACGAGUUCCGCAUCUGUUCGUGGACGCUCGACAACGGUUGGACUGAGCAUUGCAUCGGCCUCAUUGCCACGAAGGGAAAGGAUGCUAAUGACGUUGACGGAGGGCAACAGGCAGGCGAUUCUGCGGAAUUUGUACAGUCCACCACUGCGUCAAUCAAGGAUGCCGGAGCAAGCAGCAUUUCGCCCAGCGAAAUGUACGCCUCCCUGGCUGAGCUUGGAGUUGAAUACGGCCCUACGUUCCAAGGGAUCGACAACUGCAAGGCCAACGAAACCUGCUCAGUGGGAGACGUCCUAGUCACUGAUGUCUCGAAGGAGAUGCCCAAUGGCUACAUGACCGACACCAUCCUACCGUCGGCGGUCCUGGAGUCGUUGAUUGAGAUGUACUGGCCGAUUGUCGGGGCGGGGCGAACCCCAGUCGACAUCAUCUACCUUCCAUCCUCGAUCCAGCACAUGUCCGUCUCCACUCGCGUCGCCGGCGUAGUCAAGGAACCCGGAAGCCUUCUCCGCGCAUACUGCCGGGGAGCAAUCACCCGCGCAAACCCCAAACCGGCCCUGGUCGACAUCACUGUGACGGCGGGCGGCGACUCCCUCGAACCUCUGAUCACGCUGGAUGGCCUAACCAUCUCGCCAAUCCUGGACGGCGAGACCCAGAUGGACGCAAACGUUGCGAGGGAGCUCUGCUACAAACUGGAGUGGGAGCCUAUCCUCGAACCCCUGCACAGCGGCAGCGUGCCAAACGGCACGUCCAACGGCGUAUCUCAGACAGCACUGAUUCCGUCCGAUGUCGAGAUUGCUAUCGUCCACGAGGACUCCAACUACCAACAGCUGGUGGCCCUGGGCAUCGCCAAUGCCCUCGAGCAGGCCACUGGCAGACUCCCCGAGGUUGGAAGCCUAUCGGAAUUGAAUGUCGCCGGGAGGCUCGUUGUGUUCCUACCGGAGCUCCAAGAACUCCUCCUCCCGACCCUCUCGGAAGCCCAGUUCACGUCCCUGCAGAAGAUGUUGACCACCGCUCAGGGUGCCCUCUGGGUUGUGCGCGGCGCCUAUGACAAGUCUUCGAACCCCGAGGCCAACAUGGUGACGGGCCUCAGCAGGACCAUCCGGUCAGAGACGGCGGUCAAGUUCGCCACCUUGGACCUCGACGCGGAAAACCCCCUAUCUGAGUCGGAUGCCGUAGAUGCCAUCGUCAAGGUCUUCGCGGCCGUUUUUGGCUCUGGUUCUUCGGCUACCAGCGAACUCGAGUUCAUGGAACGGGCCGGUUCUUUCUUCACCCCGCGCAUCGUCCAUGACGCUGAGAUGAACGAGUUCGUGCACAGGCAGACAAACCCGGCAGUCGUCGAGACCAUGCCGUUCUCGGAAGGCGACCGGGUGUUGAAGAUGGAGAUCACCACUCCUGGCGCCCUCGGCACCCUGCACUUUGUUGACGACAACAUCUCCGAGGCCCCACUCGCAGCUGACGAAGUCGAGAUCGAGGUCAAGGCCAUCGGCCUUAACUACAGAGAUGCUCUGGCUGCAAAGGGCCAGGCCGAGAUCGGCGACUGCGGCAUCGAAGCCAGCGGUGUGGUCCUGGCUGUGGGGAGCGAAGUAUCGGCCCUGCAAGUCGGCGAUAGGGUUGCCGCACUCACGCAGGGGGCCUUCGCUACCCGGACUAGGACGUCUGCCGCCAAGGCGUUCAAGAUCCCGGCUGACCUGUCCUUUGAGACGGCUGCGUCCCUGCCCCUGGCCUAUUGCACCGCCUACUAUAGUUUGGUAGAGCUCGGCCGCAUCGGCGAGGGCGAGACGGUUCUUAUUCACGCUGCCGCCGGGUCUGUCGGGCAGGCGGCCAUCUGCAUUGCCCAGAUGAUCGGAGCCGAGGUUUUCGCCACAGUGAGCAGCACUGAGAAGAAAGAGCUGCUUAUGGCCGAGUACGGCCUAGCACCGGACCAUAUAUUCCACAGCCGCAGCACCUCAUUCGUGAGCGGCAUCCGCAAGGCCACGAACGGGCAGGGCGUCGACGUCGUUCUCAAUUCGCUUACCGGCGAGCUUCUUCGAGCGUCCUGGGAGUGCCUGAACAAAUUCGGUCGCUUCAUCGACAUCGGCAAGCGAGACCAGGCCACCAAGACCGGCUUGGAAUUGGCUCACAUCAACAACAACGCCAGCUUGAUCUCUGUUGAUCUGCUUGCCGUUGCUGCUGAGAGGCCCAAAGUGUUGAAGCGCCUUGUGACUGAUGUUGCAAGACUCGUGUCGUACGGCAAGGUCCGACCCGUCACUCCUGUCGCCGUGUUCCCAAUCUCCGACGCCGAGACAGCGCUCAAGUCUCUGCAGGCAGGCUCCCAAGGCAAGGUUGUUGUUACGCCACGACCAGGAGAUAUUGUCAUGGCUACGCCAUCUAAGAAGGUGAAACAUCUCCUUCACGCAGAUGCCACCUACAUCUUAGUUGGAGGUACUGGCGGCCUCGGAAGAAGCAUGGCUAGGUGGAUGGCUGCCAAGGGAGCUCGCAACCUUGUUCUGGUCUCCCGAAGCGGGUCUGUAACCGGAAGGGUCAAGGAGUUGGUCGACGAGCUCGCCGCUGUUGGGGCGAACGUUGUCGUACGGCGAUGCAACGUGGCGAACAAGGCCGAGGUUGAUGACCUUGUGGCCGAGGGGCUGCAAGGGCUGCCUCCCGUACGAGGCGUUGUGCAUGGAACCAUGGUCCUUCGCGACGUCCUGUUCGAGAAGAUGACUUGGAGAGAGUACAUCGAGGUUAUUGAAGGCAAGGUCCAAGGCGGUUGGAACUUCCACCACGCCCUGGCAUCUGCUCCCCUCGAUUUCUUCGUCGCCAUCUCGUCGGCCGCCGGCGCCGUUGGCAACCGUGGCCAGGCCGCCUACAGUGCCGCCAACUGCUUCCUCAACGCCCUGGUGCAGCACCGCCUCGCCCUCGGACUCCCCGCAUCCUCCCUCGACCUGACUGCUGUCUCGGAUACCGGUUACCUGGCCGACGAUGCGGAGAAGGCAGCCGAAGUCGCCCGCAACCUGGGCAGCGACACCAUCUGCGAGGCCGAGGUGCUGGCCCUCCUGGACGCCGCCAUCAGCGGGAAGCUGGCGGCGACCUGCAACAACCACACGAUCACGGGCAUGCGCAUCACGGCCAGCAUGAGGCCGUUCUGGACCGAGGACGCCAAGUUCAAGGCGAUGCGCAUCGCGGCCGAGGAGGCCGCGGCCAAGGACUUGUCCAGCGCCGUGGUCUCGUUCAACGCGGCCCUCAAGGCGGCCAAGUCGCUGGACGAGGCCGAGGACGUGGUCUGCAAGGGCCUCGUCGACAAGAUCUCGGCGGUGCUGAUGCUCGAGGCCGAGGAGAUGGACAUCACCAGGUCGCUCUCCCACUACGCCCUCGACUCGCUCGUCGCCAUCGAGAUCCGCAACUUCAUCACCCGCGAGUUCGAGGCCAACCUGCAGGUCCUGGAGCUGCUGUCCAGCGGCUCCAUUCAGACCCUGGCCAAGGGCGUCUGCGCCAAGAGCAAGAUUGUCUCCUUCACCGCAUGA